AUCAUCUCGCAACACCAUCCCCCGAGCUUUAGGAACAGCAACGUUAUCUCUAUACUGUGGCAAUUUGCAACGGACUGAGCUUUUACGCCAGGAGCUGUGCGUUAUUCAACAGACGUCACAGCUGGCGCCAAUCGUUUUUAGCGCUGUGCAAGACGUCGCCGCAAAACCCGCCCACAUUCCUCUCGAAGACAUCGACGACAACGAUCCCAGAAGAGACGAGUCAAGGUUCAAACACCUUGCCCAUUCCUAUCGGGUGAUGCAUAUCCGUCAAUUGUUUCUUGCGCCCACUUCCACAUUUGUGUCUGGACGAAUACGCAGUCUGUCGUCGCCGCCACCGCCCGUGCUGGCUUCAAGAGUCUAGCAUUCGAGAAAAAGCCUCAUAUGUUUCGAAAGAUCAGCAGAUUAAGAAGUAUUGAAAUUGUACUACUGCGACGACGAAGGCACCGAGUCAGACUCUGCGAGUUGAAACUAACCAGUUGUCACAAUGUCUACCCCAGCCCCGCCUCGUUCCACGUCCUCUUCAAAUGCGAACGCGGAGAAUCAGCAUCCAAGACCAACGGCUCUGCAGAUUCCUGAAAUCAAUGCAAACAAUUCGAAUUCCACAUUGCGACCCGACGCUGUUACCCCACAAGCGAUACCUAAGAAGAAGAGAAAUCAUCGCGGUGGGAGGAAGAAGCGGACGAGGAAGCAAUCUUUUGCUGCCUCGACGGAAGAUGGUUCCGGUAUGCCAGAAACUUUACAGCCACACCGGCGAGGCCCUUCGGAGAGUGCUGUGCGGAACAGUUUCUACCGACUGCAAGGCAGGAAUCCAAGCAACACGAGUAUCGAGAGUGAGGCACUGUUGGACCAUAGGGACCAACAAAGUAUGCGCCCAAGAAGAUCCUCAACAAUAGCUCAAAGUCCCUUUGGUGGCGGGAUAUACGACACCCCCACCUCAUAUCGACCCCAGUACCAUAAUCCAUUCACAUCUUCCAAUGAUUCUACUCGCCGACCGAGAACUGCAAAGAACGAAAGUGAUGAGGAGGAUGAUACGGUACAAGAUGAAAGAGCCCCCCUCAUAUCCUCAUCUUCUCGAUCGAAACUCUCUGGGCCGGGCGUUGGAUAUGGAGCGUACGGUGGGGAGAGCAAACUUAGCAGACAUAAUUCACAGCGACGGUCUUCCAGCAAAUCCUCUUCGAGAAGUAGGAAGAGGACCAUAUUCGACAAGCAGAGUGCACCAUUUCCGCAGCAGAGCGAAGAGUAUAAUGUUAAUUAUCCACCAUCGAUACCUGGCAGCCCUCGGCUCAGUGCUACAAAUCGAGAGAUGAGCUUUGGGGAUAUGAUGGUCAGAGAUGACUUUGCGCCAUCACGAGCAUCACCUGGAAGGGAUCUUGACGAUGUCAGUGAACAUGCAGUAGAAGACUCGCCUCGGAGAGAAUCAGGUUUCGAACGGAGACAUACGAUUGCGUUGCAAGCAGAGGAAGACGUCUGCUUCCCAGUGGAUAUGUCAGAAAUCGCGGACGAGGAUAUGCCUCAGCGGGAAGGAGCAGCUUUUCGACGUGAAGGGGGCCCAAGACGAAGGCGAGGGAAGUGGCCGGAUUUAUCAAUUCUUGACGAAUGGAGCAGGUUUGAAAAGGAGGGCCGGAGUGAGGAGAGGCGAGCAAAAAAAAUCACCGAGCCACAAUUGAUCGGUGGACGAUUGCGACCAAUCCACAAAGGCUGGCAUCGGGCUGAAGAUGACGCGCCCUAUCGAUUCACCUAUUUCAACGAAGAGUUCCAAAGUACUAUCCAUAGCCAGACGAUUUCCGAACUGGUCCAGGCAGGUGGCAAUUUCCGAGAACUUUUCAUCCCGGACCCACCAGAGCUGAGCGAUAGCUCAGAAUCGGACGAUGAAGAGGAAGUUGGCCCUGGGGACGCGAGCUAUAUACAUCAUGUAGGUGGGACGAAUGGAGAUUCAAAGCCUCCAACACGUCACGGUUCUUUGAUUGGUCAACCUCGACCAGAGUCCCGACCAGGGACCUCUGUAGCAGGAUCUGAAGUGAAAGUUCCAUCAAAUGAAACUUCGGGUGAGGAGGCUACCCCCAACAACGGAAUCAAGUCUCCUACCACGUUGAAAUCGCCAAACAUUGCGUCACAAUUGGCGGCGAAGCCGAAAAGGUACGGAGAGCGUCCAACUUGGUGGUUGGAUGUUUUAUCUCCAACUGAUGCUGAGAUGAAAGUUCUCUCCAAGACUUUCGGAAUUCAUCCUUUGACUGCAGAAGAUAUCAUGCUGCAAGAAGCUCGAGAGAAGGUCGAGCUGUUCCGAAACUAUUAUUUCGUCAACUACCGUACUUUUGAGCAGGAUAUGAAUAACGAGGACUUCCUGGAGCCGGUCAAUAUGUAUGUGGUGGUUUUCAGGGAAGGGGUUCUCAGCUUCCACUUUUCGAUGACACCACAUCCUGCCAAUGUUCGAAGACGAAUUCGGCAAUUGAAGGACUACCUAAUCUUGUCAUCUGACUGGAUAUCUUACGCCAUUAUCGACGAUAUAACAGAUGUCUUUGCACCCCUUAUUCAAAGCAUCGAAGACGAAGUCGACGAUAUCGAUGAUGCUAUCUUGAAGCUACACGCUCCACCCACCGCGGACGAUAAAUCUAACAAGGAUAACGAAAAACGCUCUGAGUUCGGAGAUGGAACGUCAGGUGAGAGUGGCGGCGAUAUGUUGCGUCGAGUCGGCGAUUGCAGAAAGAAAGUUAUGGGAUUGUAUCGUCUACUCGGCAAUAAAGCAGAUGUAAUCAAAGGCUUUGCAAAGCGGUGUAACGAGCGAUGGGAAGUUGCGCCAAGGAGCGAGAUUGGGUUGUAUUUGGGCGAUAUCCAAGACCACAUCGUAACGAUGACGGGGAACUUGUCCCAUUACGAGAAGAUCCUCGCCCGCUCCCAUGGCAACUACUUAGCACAAAUCAACAUCCGCAUGAACGAGCGACAAGAGCAGACCGCGGACGUACUCGGCAAACUAACCGUCCUCGGUACCAUCGUGCUUCCUAUGAAUAUCAUCACGGGACUGUGGGGAAUGAAUGUUUGGGUCCCGGGACAGGAGUAUGAGGGGGAUUUGACGUGGUUUUGGUGCUUGGCUGCGGGAUUGCUCGCGUUCGGGUUUAGUUGCUUUUAUAUUGCGAAGAAGGUUUAUGGUAUUGUUUGAAGGAGGUGAAAGAGGGCUGUACAUAUGGUUGGGAUGGGAGAUGGGAGCAGGGGUUGUAUAUACAGAUUGUUACGAUGCAUGGAUGGAAGACUGUAGAUUGGAUACACGGGACAUAAGAUAGCCCCGGUUUGAAUAUGAGGGCAGUACAUAAAAAUUUAGUAAUGAUGAGAAUGUUGGAUACGGUACUAAUUUUAUAUGCACGGGUACAGGCAGCGAGAUGGAGAGGAGCAACAAAAUUAUAUUCACUUGCAUCUAGUAAGAUAAACAAGAAAUGGAUGCGAAGUCCCGCAAUUGCUCG
This is a messenger RNA of Hyaloscypha bicolor E, 3452 nucleotides long. Its product is annotated as cora-domain-containing protein. The record is from RefSeq and is a predicted model, not a curated record. NCBI's taxonomy places the organism in Eukaryota, Fungi, Ascomycota, Leotiomycetes, Helotiales, Hyaloscyphaceae. Gene Ontology annotation, cellular component: plasma membrane. Gene Ontology annotation, molecular function: magnesium ion transmembrane transporter activity. Bases 485 to 3154 code for a protein of 889 amino acids. The transcript is spliced from 3 exons. Gene Ontology annotation, biological process: magnesium ion transmembrane transport; intracellular magnesium ion homeostasis.